AUGGAAGAGCUAGAUGCCUUGUUGGAGGAACUGGAAUACUCUACCUUCCAGGAAAGUGAUGAAUACUCCAAGGCAGCUUCUCCUCCCCUGUAUCAGCAUUCCAGAAAGGAGAGUAACCUUGCUGAGACUUCAAAGGUCCCUUCCGUUCCUGAUGACACGAAUCCCUUUCCGGUGCAGCUUGUGUAUACUACCGAAAUCCAGGGACCCAACGUCUACAGUGAGAUUCGAGACCCAAAGGAAUCGCCACCAGCUUCUAAAACCUCAGCAGCCUCACAGUUGGAUGAGCUGAUGGCCCAACUCUGUGAGAUGCAGCAUCAGGUUGCAGCGAAAGCAGAUGCCAGCAAGAAACCCGUAUCCGACAAGCAGGAUCACAAGGCCUCCCUGGACUCCAUGCUGGGGGGCUUGGAGCAGGACUUGCAGAACCUGGGGAUUGCCACAGUACCCAAGGGCCACUGUGCCUCCUGCCAGAAGCCGAUCGCUGGGAAGGUGAUCCACGCGCUGGGGCAGGCGUGGCAUCCCGAGCACUUCGUGUGCGCCCACUGCGAAGCGGAGAUCAGCUCCAGCCCCUUCUUCGAGCGGAGCGGCCUGGCCUACUGCUCUGAGGACUACCACCGCCUCUUCUCCCCGCGCUGUGCGUACUGCGCCGCCCCCAUCCUGGACAAAGUGCUGACGGCCAUGAAUCAAACCUGGCACCCCGAGCACUUCUUCUGCGCUCACUGUGGAGAGGUGUUCGGUGAAGAAGGCUUUCACGAGAAGGACAAGAAGCCGUAUUGCCGGAAGGACUUCCUGGGCAUGUUCGCACCCAGAUGUGGGGGCUGCAACCGGCCAGUGGUGGAAAACUACCUUUCAGCCAUGGGCACCGUCUGGCACCCAGAGUGCUUCGUGUGCGGGGACUGCUUUACCGGUUUUUCUACCGGUUCCUUCUUUGAACUGGACGGGCGUCCCUUCUGUGAGCUCCACUACCAUCAGCGCCGAGGAACCCUCUGCCACGGGUGCGGACAGCCCAUCACGGGCCGCUGCGUCAGCGCCAUGGGCUACAAGUUCCACCCCGAGCACUUCGUGUGCGCUUUCUGCCUGGCGCAGCUGUCCAAGGGGGUCUUCAAGGAGCAGAAUGACAAGACCUACUGUCACCCCUGCUUCAACAAGCUCUUCCCGGUGUAA
Molecule: messenger RNA, 1161 nt
Organism: Budorcas taxicolor (takin)
Lineage: Eukaryota; Metazoa; Chordata; Mammalia; Artiodactyla; Bovidae
Gene: LPXN
Product: leupaxin
Exons: 9
Coding region: 1-1161 (386 amino acids)
Source: RefSeq, a predicted model, not a curated record